AUGCCGGAGCCAUCCCAGGCGCUCACUGUGAUCAGAGUCUCAAAUACCGAGAUUAAGUUUCUGACCCCCAGCAACACGUAUCUAGCCAAGGCCCAGGGUGUGUUCGGCUACCUCAGAACGACCCGAAACUCAUCCAACCCGCGCGCCGUCUUCACCAUAAAAUACAUCCCCGGCACGGUCUACGUCGCAUUCCGAUCCUCCGAUGGAUAUUUUGUCACUCAGGACGGCAAGAACAGCCCACAGUUUAAGUGGAAGCGCGCGGGCGAGUGGGAGCGGUAUGAUGUGCGGGAGGUGAUGGAGGUGCCGGCCAUUCGAGGGGCGAAUCUGGGGUCGUGGCUCAUGACUGAGCCGUGGAUGAACCGCGACGUGUUCAAGUUUGCUGCCUAUGGUGAUGGCACCCGGUUCACCUUGCGAUCAGUGCAGAUGCGGGACAACGACUUGCUCACCAAGCACACCCAGCUCCACCUCACCACCAUUCCUUGGUGUUUCAUUCUUGCACUUUCCCCCGUUGCACGCCCUCUCGCCCCCAACCGCUAUCUCCUCAAGCAGAUGAGGUGCAACGACUCCCUAACCAAGGAAACCUACCUCCACCUCACCACAAUGAGGUGCAACGAAUCACUCACUACCAAGGACUCCUACCUCCACCUCACCACCGUUCAGAAUGCUUCCCCCAACACUCGCAGAAUAGCAGUGCAGUGGCUGCAGUACUGGGCGGUGCGGAGCAACUCGAAACAUGUCUGGGUGCAGUCCGAAAAGCGCGAGGGUGCCUCUAGCAACUUUGAGCUCUUCAUCUACGGCACGCCACUCAACGCAUCAACGGAGCAGAGCAGCAGCAGUGUGCGUGUGGUGCUGCGCGCUCCCAACGGCCUCUUCCUCCAGGCUCGCACCGACGGCUCCCUCACUGCUGACCUCCAACAAUCCCUUGACAACAACGCCAUCUGGACCAGCGCUGCUGCGUUCGACCUCACUGUGCGCUGCUGCGUUCGACCUCACUGUGGUGAUUUCUUUUUCCUCCCGCUCCUACUCCUUCCUCCUUUCCUCCCACUUCCCUUCCUCCAAGCCGACCCUAACAAUUCCCCCCCCCAUUUCCCUCUCUCCUCCCCUCCCGCUCCCAGUUGUGGCGGGUGGAGGGGGAUUUUCAAGCAGCCUACACAGCCGGUGCAGCCGCACCCUCAAUCUACGAGAACAUUCGCCGAAACUUCAUCACGGAAGCCGACUGGCAGAAAAUGCAAGAGCUCGGAAUCAACACAGUCCGCAUCCCCUUGCCGUCCGCAUCCCCUUGCCGUCCGCAUCCCCUUGCCGUCCGCAUCCCCUUGCCGUCCGCAUCCCCUUGCCGUCCGCAUCCCCUUGCCGUACUGGAUCUCUCUCGAUGCCUCCCCUGAGUUCCCAUUUGUGCCGGGAGCAGCAGCGUAUCUAGACUGGGCGUUUGAGAUGGGGAGGAAGUACGGGGUGAGGAUCUGGUUCAGUGUGCAUGUGGCGCCGGGGUCGCAGGCGGGCAGGGGGAAUGCUAGAGAUGGGCUUGUUCGCUGGCGAGGGGAGAAUGUCAACCGCACGCUCGACUUCGUCACUUGGCUCGCUGACAGGUACGGCACCAAUCCUAUGUGGUUGGGCAUGGGGCUGUUGAACGAGCCAGUUGUCCCCGGAGCAAACGGGUAUGCGGGGGUGGAUCUGGAGGACAUGCGGGGGUACUACUCGGCCGGCUUCAACGCCAUCCGCGCGCGCUGCCUGUGCUGCUUCGUGGCCAUGGAGGGCCGCGUGGGCAGCAACUUUGGCGACGUGAUGUGGCACAUGAGGCACAACAAUGUGAUCCUGGAGCAGCACAUCUAUGAGGUCUUUGGCAACUUCUUCAGCUCCAAAGGUGUCGAGUGGGAGAUUGAAUACGCGCACACUACCAGAAAAGACAACAUCAUCGCCUUUCAGCAGAAAGUGGGGCGGCAACUGUUGGUGGGGGAGUUCUGCAAUGCCAUGGGCAACCCUGCAACACCGGAGCAGCAGGCCAACUUCUCUCUCGGACAAAUGAAAGCUUUCAGCUAUGCCAAGGCCGGCUGGUUCUUUUGGUCCUGGAAACUCAACAACACCGGCACCCAUCACUGGCAGUUUGUCAACAGCUAUGACAGGGGGUGGUUACCAAAGAAACCGGAUGGUAAUUGGUAUUGA
This is a messenger RNA of Closterium sp. Yama58-4, 2157 nucleotides long. The record is from the annotation of a GenBank genome assembly. Lineage: Eukaryota; Viridiplantae; Streptophyta; Zygnematophyceae; Desmidiales; Closteriaceae.